Messenger RNA from Meira miltonrushii, 3534 nucleotides. RefSeq lists its product as uncharacterized. The transcript has a single exon. Bases 1 to 3534 code for a protein of 1177 amino acids. Gene Ontology annotation, cellular component: membrane. Gene Ontology annotation, molecular function: calcium ion binding. The record is from RefSeq and is a predicted model, not a curated record. Lineage: Eukaryota; Fungi; Basidiomycota; Exobasidiomycetes; Exobasidiales; Brachybasidiaceae.
AUGGCAUCUUUUUCGAUAUAUCGUCAGAUAUUUCUGACAAUCACUCUUGCUCUAGCAUACGGCACAGCAUUCAUCACAGCUGAUGUCUCGAUAUCUCAUCCUAUAUCAUCUCAACUACCUCCGAUCGCAUACGCCGGCAAACCAUAUACUUUCUCCCUAGCGCGAGAUACAUUCUCAUUUUCUGUUCCAGCCGACGCAAAAGCACCUUCUUCGCCUCCUAGCAUUGCAUAUAAUGUUGAAGAUCUACCUUCAUGGUUGAAGUUUGAUGCGGCUUCUUUGACAUUCACAGGAACACCGCCAGAUCAAGAUGCAGGAAAAACAGUUCAGAUACCCGUUGAAGGUAGCCUAACAUCAUCAACAGGAGGAUCGAGUGGAAACACUUCUGCUACAGAAGAUUUUGAUUUGCCAAUCAUAAACGAACCUGCACCGGUUGUCAAUAUUCCGAUCGUCAAACAACUCUCUUCUGCGAGUUCUUUAGGUCCUUCGAAAAUGCUUGCUGCGGACACAAUUCACUUACCGCUAGGAUGGUCAUUCAGCAUUGGUCUGCAAGGUGAUACAUUCACAAUCCCCACCGGUCAAAGAGUGUAUUGGUCCGCCAAUCUUGCCGAUGGAUCUGCUCUACCCACCUGGCUGACCUUUAGUGCGGAUUCAUACGACUUUUACGGUGUAGCACCAAACAAUGUUGGUCCACAAGGCGAAGAAUAUGAUGUUGUGAUCACUGGAUCCAACAGAGCUGGCUAUGGAGGAACAACGCAAACGUUCAAAUUGGUAAUUGGCUCAAAUGCUCUUGGCUUGAUGAGUCAAACUUUACCCGCAGCCAAUGCAAGUGUUGGAACGUACUUUCAGUACCAAAUUCCGAUUGAUGGACUGAAAAGUCAGGGCAGAAAGUUGACAGACAGUGAUUCGCUCACGGUCAAUUCAACUGUGAGUUCGGAUUUAUCUUGGCUCACAUUCGAGCAAAGCAAUCGUACCUUUUACGGUAUACCACCUUAUGAUCCUUACGGUAACGCUUCUUCAGUGACAAACGUUCAAAUACCAGUCACUUUCUCGGGUACGAAUUCCACUGAUUUGACCGUCAAUCAAACGAUCAGUAUCCAACCAUCUCUUUUUACGGCGCUACAAUUGCCCAACGUCUUUAUCGGACAAAGCUCAACGGUGAAUAUCGAUCUAUCACAAUAUUUACGCAACACCACUUCUGCACGUAAACGAGGAAGUAGCAAAAGAUUCGUCAGAGCAGUCUUGGCAGCUCAACCAAAUUUCGCCACACCAAAUGUAUCAGUAAGUUAUAAUCCGGAAAAUACGUCUUCUUGGUUGCAUUACGAUGCAAGUACGCUCACGCUGAAUGGACAAGUACCAAAAGGUUGGACAGAUCGCUCUCAAAUUACCCUUGAAGCUCCUGAAAAUGGUAAUGCGAUGAGCAAAGCUUCAUUUUAUCUCGCUUUCCAAGGCGAUAACGCCAUGGGUGCACCGACCAAUGGAAAGGGUGGAAAUGGCGGAAAUGGCAAUGGAAGCGGCGGAUCUGGCUUGAGCAAGACGGCAAAGGUUGCAAUCGGUGCUUCGUUGGGUGCUAUUGGCGCUGUUGCUGCUUUGAUCGCUUUGUUUGCUUGUUGUCGUCGUAGAUACGACAAUGACAUUGAUCAAUCAAGACAAGAAAAUUUCUCACGUGCUCCAGAAGAUGACGAAGGCACACUCACUGAUGCACCAAAGACCAAGAAAUGGAAGAAAGCCAUCGUUAUCGGUAGAGCAGGCGUUGGUGAGAUGGGAACGCCCAGUACUGCAGUUCCAAGUCCAAUGCCAGGAUUUGAUGAAAAGAUGCACGAGAAGAACGUUUCACCCAAUCAAGGUGAUUUGCAUAGCGUUGUCGUCGUUAGCCCUAAUGGACGAAGAAGAAAUGCAAUGGAAGAAGCUGAAGCUCCAAUGCAAAGUCGAUUGAUCACUAAUCUAUUCGGAGGUCAUGGAAAAGAAGAUGGCCGUUCAAAGAAGCGUGGCAGUAAAAUGUCUCAAGCAAAUUCAAAUGGAACUGGACUGGGUCUCAGUAUGGGAGAUUCAGGCGAAAUUGAUCCAUUUGCUGCAGGACCUGAACACGGUAGAAUUCGACAUCAAAGAAGUCGUCAAAGCGUAAACAGUCAAAGAUCAAGUUGGGAAAGCGAUUUGUUCUACGAAGACGCUCCUUCGCAACAACACGGUAGCUCUGAACAACAUGAUGGACAUGAAGGAUUGACGAUGCCAUCCAGUGAAAUGGACGAUAUGCCAAGAAGACGUGGUAAGCCAACGACAAGAUCAGGAACUGGCUUGAACGUUCGACACCGUAAUACACACAUCAACGAAAGUCCAGCUUUCAGUGCACCUGAUGCGUUUGUGGCUGAAUCUAUUCCAGGCACCAACAGCAGCAGAAGUAAUCUCGAUGGUGUAGGAAUGGCAGCAAUGGAUUCAAAUUUCUCCAUGGAAGGUGAAUAUCUAGACUCGCAGACUGGUCAAACACCUGGAAGAUUGGGCGAAUCAGACGCACGAAUCUUGAAGGCUCGUGUGAUGCAAGUUCAAAGACAUUCGCCUGUCUUACAUCAAGGAUCGAACAAUCCAUUUGCAACCCCUAGUGUUGGCAGACAAGGUAACAAUUACUCAUCUGCAAGACCAUAUCACGUUGACGGUGGAGAAGCAUUUGAUGAUGCAGAAGAUGAUGACGAAUGGCCAGCAUCGGAAGGUCAUGCAGUGCCCGUGAGCCGUCAGUACAAACAAGGAAAGCAAAACAACCGAAACAGCGUGAUGAGCGCAAUGACGGAUGCUAGUCAAUUGGCAGGCGUUCGUGCACAUUACGCAAACGAAGCUGCAAUGGAAGCCGAAAUGGAUGGUGCAUCAAUCUCAGCUUUUGAUCCUCGUGAGACUGUCAAGCCGGUCAUGGCACGACCUCAAACACCUCCUCAGCAACAAAAUGCUACGAGAAGCGCACAAAAGAUCAAAAUCAUUCCCACAACACCCAAAACGCCCAAACGUGCUCCGGGCUCAUCAGGAUCAGCUUCGGGUAAAUAUUUGCCUUGUCCACCUGUUGAAGCUGUCAUUGGACAUCUUCUACGAUUCCGAAUGUAUCCCAACACACCACCUCCUUUGGCUGGCGCUCCAGGAUCGCCCGGCAAACGAUCAGGCAGAACGGUUCGAUACGAGCUCACAAUGUUGGACGAUAGACCACAUUUGGCCAAAUAUAAAAAUCAAUGGCCAGUGAUGAUGUCUGAUUGGCUUUCUAUCGAUACAUCAACUUUUGAAGUUGAAGGAGUUGUUCCAAGAAUUGCAGAAUUGGAACAAUUAGGAGAUUGUGAAAUCGGUUUAAUCUCUACAACAAGAAUAAGCGGAAAUCCAAAUUCACCCGAACGUAAUAACAAUACCCCACAAAACAAAAGAAGUAGCGUUUCUUCCUAUGAAAGUGGAGGAAGAACAUCAAUCUCAAACGACGAAGAACGAACGGUGGUAGCACGAGCAAGGCUGGUAUUCCAAAAUGCUGCACCUAGAAUCUUUGUUCCAAAACAUGGUCACGCAUUCUGA